Molecule: messenger RNA, 893 nt
Organism: Manduca sexta (tobacco hornworm)
Lineage: Eukaryota; Metazoa; Arthropoda; Insecta; Lepidoptera; Sphingidae
Gene: Irbp18
Product: CCAAT/enhancer-binding protein gamma
Exons: 3
Coding region: 286-648 (120 amino acids)
Biological process (GO): DNA-templated transcription; regulation of transcription by RNA polymerase II
Molecular function (GO): RNA polymerase II cis-regulatory region sequence-specific DNA binding; DNA-binding transcription factor activity, RNA polymerase II-specific
Source: RefSeq, a predicted model, not a curated record
AACAGUACAUUUACAUUGCGUAUUACUUGUGGAUUGUAGGUUUACGGUUGACUUCCCGCUCAUUUUAUCUCCAACAGUCAUCUUGUUAAGAUUAAACCUUAUACCUCAGCCAAAACCCAGUGUGCUUUAGUAUUAUUUAUUUCUUAUUCUAACUUCUGAAUUUUAGUGAGAAAUACAUUAAAAGUAAUAUAAUCAGUGGUUUCGUUUUAUAACUCGCUUUCGCGAAGCCCCGAGGGAUUCAACAUUGUGACUUGCUUGUGCAUGUCUGGCUAUUAAAACAUUUUGAUGAUAUUAGAAGAGAGCUUCUACGACAUGCCUCCUGUGAAACGCGGGAGACGUGGUGUCAGCGACGCGGACGACGAGGACGACGACUACAGGCGGAAAAGGGACAGAAAUAAUGAGGCAGUGAAAAAAAGCAGAUUCAAGUCAAAACAGCGGACACAAGAGACAUUCACACGGGUCAGCAAACUGAAAGCCGAAAACCAAAUGCUGGAAGAGAAAGUGAAGACUUUAACUAAAGAGCUGCAGUUUCUAAAGGAACUGUUCCUUGCGCACGCGUCUAACGCGCAGAACCCAAAGUUCGACGGGAUUGAUCUAAACAAAUUGCUCGAAGAUAUCCCUGAUGAUAAAGAUAGUAAAAGCAAAUAAUGCAUAGUUAAUAUAAACAAGUGUUUAGGUUAAACAGUGUGAAAUGGACAAUACUGGUUUUAAAUUUUUGUAUGGAUAUUUAUUGUGAAUGAAGAGUAUACGAUAUUUCAAGGUGAUUGUCUCGGUGGAUUAUUGUAGUUCGGAACGACUUACGUGGGUUCAAUUUCAGGGUAGAAUAAUGGAUUGGGUUUAUCUGCUCAGUAUUGAUCCGUAGUGUGGAAUUGUGUCUUAUAAGGUAGUAUACA